AUGGACCCCCGCCUAGCUGACGAGACCAUCCUGCGCAUCUUCAGCUUGCUAGAUGCGCCGGACCUCGCUCGACUGCAGCUGGUCAGCAAGCAAGUUCGUACCUUGGCAAAGGACCGUCACCUCUGGAAGCGUCUGUUCUACUGCACCUUCGUUCGCCCACAGUAUGGCGGUUCGAGGAAGCAUGCCACCUCCUCUACCCUUCCCGCUCUGCGAGAGCUCAGGUCGCUGCUCCUGCACCAGAAUCUUCUGACUGGCAAGCACGUUGCCGGCGACGGCAACAAACAGAUACAUCGCCUGCCCAGUCGCUACUACCGCUCAUCCUCGAACCUGGCCUCGGGGACCGUGCCGGAGGGCGCUGAAGCUAACGCCGACGAAGCUUUGUCCGCCCUUCUCCUGGAUGGGCUAGCGUCCAGCGAAACCUCGAAAAAUCACCUGCUCGACUGGGAGCAGAUCUUCCGCGUCUCGACCAACUGGCAGCGAGGCAAUUUUGCCGUCUCGGUGCUCAGCACCAUUUCACCACCCGUCGCUCGCCAAACAGAGAAGCUUCACCCACCUUCGUCUACGGACACCAUUGUCAGAGUGUCGGAUCGCUUCAUCUUCACCGCAGCCUCUGGCGAUCGUGGCCAUAUCCCAACAAAUCCGAGCGUUUCCGUAUAUCGUUCGGAGCCUGACUCAGCUUCUCUCGAUCAGCACGAUGGCGGAGCCGGUCAGGUGCCUAGCGACCUGCACAAACGGAGUCCGGAUUUGCGGUUCACGUCAGCUGGCAUGCAGGACUUGCUCGACUCCAACAACUGUGGAAACACACUUGCUCAGAUUCGCGUCACUGAGAUCGCUGUUGACAACGCCUCCAGCGAGAAUCGUUCGCCUGUCGAACCCUCAAGACAUCGAAAACGCAGAUGGGAAGCCUGCGAUCGUCUGCACUCAGAGAAGCUUGCGAGGGUUCUUGUGGCGUACACGACAGGCCACAUCAGUCUCUUCUCUCUGAAAGCAGUGAAUGGCUCCGUCAUCGCCACCGAAGAUAUCUUCUGUAGGCCAGCCUUUCUCGCUAUCGGCGACUGUAUCACCAUGGCGGCACUGGACAGCCCUGCUGUCGUGCUGUGCUCGUCCAAGUUCGAUGUUGCGUUCUAUCAAAUCGCCCAAGCUUCCUCGACCACACGGCUCGAUCUUGUCCACCGUCUGUCGAGCUAUCGAUGCUCGUGGCCGGCUUCCCUGCGCCUCAAGAAGCUGCCUUACCACCAUGUGUCCAAACGCUUGAAACGUUCUUCUUCACUCUCCUCGACCGAGCGUCACGGAACGGAUGAUCGUCUUGAGGAGGUCGCAUUCAGGGUCACCUUGGCGUACUCGACACCUUGUUACCCUUCUUCCUGGAGUGUUUCGGUGCAAGAGGUCGUGCUGCGGCUACGACUCGAUGCAACGUCGACGUCUGCAGUUCAAGUCACGAGCCGGCAUGCGACAGCCAAGCAUCCUUUCAGACCGACUCCCAUCGAUCCCAGAGGCCGACUGAUGCUCGGAGGAAACUUCAUGCCAUCCUCACAUGCCCCCCGAGACGCGUCGGGACAGCGCAAAGCUUUUCAUUCAUCGCUCGGACCGGCAUCCAGCAGAUCUACCAGUCUGACUUAUGACGAUCCCUUCGUCGUCCUCGGGGCUAGCGACAAUCUGGUCGAAGUUUACGAGCUUGUCGGUGCCACGACUUUUGUCCGAACAGACACCGAGGAGCGGCAAGCACACACAUCCACGUCUCGCUCGGCGACGGCCACACCCGCUUCACAUCGACAGGGUCUGCGACUUGUGCAUCGUCGCAGCUUGCACGGUCACACGGGCAGCGUGCACAGUGUCGCGCUGGAGGACGGUCGAUGCGUCAGCGGCGGAGCAGACGGCAGUGUCAUGGUCUGGAGCCUUGGCGAACGGUCGAGUGAGACCGAGUCGAUUGCCAGUGCAAUGCGCCGAGCUCGAGCCACUGCGCUUGGGGCUGAGCGCAGAGAGCAGUCGAAACACACUUCAGCGAGGUCGACCAGCUCCACUUUGCUGGAAGAAGACGGCGAAGAAGCUGCGAUACACAUGAGCCACGUCCUCACUCUUCGAUCUCCGACGAUCUCCCAGGAGUCAGAGGUCUGGAGCCUUGACGACGACGUUGCGUGCCAGAGUACACCUACCAAUGCGCGGCGUUUUGGUCCCUCACUCGGCCAACUCGUUGGCAGCCGCCUUUUCGAUCGCCAAGCUCGAGGCGUCAUCCGAUGGGUCUCGACCGCAUUUGACAAGAUCGUCAGCAUCGUCGCCUAUACGGAGGCAACAUCGAAUUCAGCAAACGCUGGGAUCAUUCCCAUUGAUGGACAACAGCCUCGAGAAAGGGUGCAGCUGUGGAGCUUCAGAUGA
Messenger RNA from Pseudozyma hubeiensis SY62, 2373 nucleotides. RefSeq lists its product as hypothetical. The coding region runs from base 1 to 2373 and encodes 790 amino acids. NCBI's taxonomy places the organism in Eukaryota, Fungi, Basidiomycota, Ustilaginomycetes, Ustilaginales, Ustilaginaceae. The transcript has a single exon. The record is from RefSeq and is a predicted model, not a curated record. Gene Ontology annotation, biological process: SCF-dependent proteasomal ubiquitin-dependent protein catabolic process. Gene Ontology annotation, molecular function: protein binding. Gene Ontology annotation, cellular component: SCF ubiquitin ligase complex.